Lates calcarifer (barramundi perch) is the source of this 6714-nucleotide messenger RNA. RefSeq names its product caudal type homeobox 1a (gene cdx1a). Bases 323 to 1000 code for a protein of 225 amino acids. Gene Ontology annotation, molecular function: DNA-binding transcription factor activity, RNA polymerase II-specific; RNA polymerase II transcription regulatory region sequence-specific DNA binding. Gene Ontology annotation, biological process: embryo development; animal organ morphogenesis; anterior/posterior axis specification. The transcript is spliced from 3 exons. The record is from RefSeq and is a predicted model, not a curated record. Gene Ontology annotation, cellular component: nucleus. Lineage: Eukaryota; Metazoa; Chordata; Actinopteri; Centropomidae.
ACACGAUGGCCUUAUCACAAUGAUCCACCAGGGCAGACCGGGUAGGGUCAAUGUCCUCACGUAGCCAAGAGGAGCGGGCAGGUGGGUCGCAGGUAAAACGUGACGUCAUGAUGAUACUUUUGAACUCCUCGGCAGUAAAUCCAUAAAGGUGUGUAGCCUCGCUGCACAGGGAGCCUGGCAGUAAUAAGCCUGGACCUUAGACUGAAGUGAAAACAGAGCGCCAGAGCCCGCCGGGAAUAAACACAGAGGCCUAACAUGCGCCAAGAGGUUUGAAUCACCGAGGUCUACCAUCACCACCCACCUGUAGAACGAGGACACCGGUAUGUACCCCAGCUCACAGUCGGCGAGACACCCGGCUCAGACUCUGUCAAUGAGCGCUCAGUAUAUCCCACCUCCUUAUGACUUCACCGGCUAUCAUCACGUCCCGGGAGUCAGUGACCCGUCGACGAGCGCCUGGAACUCCAUUUACGCUCCCCGGGAUGAGUACCCGUACAGCUUCCCGGGGUCAAGCCCCAGCACCGGGCAGGUCAGCUUCACCUCGGAGCUGAGCGGCACGCCCACCGCCGCUGGAGGGGGGUCGUUCACCCCCUACAACUACAUCUCUGGACAGGACCCUUUCAACAGCAGGAGGAGACCACAUGAAUCCAUCAGACCAUCCGUUUCAGGAGGGAAGACUCGCACUAAGGACAAGUACAGGGUGGUGUAUACUGACCACCAACGUCUGGAGCUGGAAAAGGAGUUUCAGUUCAACCGCUACAUCACCAUGAGGAGGAAGACAGAGCUGUCAAUGGCACUGAGCCUCUCUGAGAGACAGGUGAAGAUCUGGUUUCAGAACAGACGUGCCAAAGAGAGGAAAAUCAACAGGAAGAAGCUGCAGCAUUCCCAGCAGGCCUCCACGACUACACCCACCCCGCCUGUUCAUGGUGGACCCGCUGACAUCCACAUCACCACCAGCCCCAGCAGCAAUAUUUUGUCUGAUGCAAUAUCAGAGGAAUACUAGGUGGAUUUCAUGUGGAAGACUGAUGUGUACAUAGUUUUGUUUUUUUAUAAGUUUAACACAGAAUGAUGAAGAUGAUUCACAUCAGUAUGUUAUAAUGCUGCACUUUCUGCCUUUCACAAUAACAAGCACCACUUAUCUUUUGUACUGAUCAUCCCCAGUGGGGGUUUUUUGCUGACCACAGGACUUAAACUUGUUUAUCAUCAAACGUAUGUGUAAGAAGUGGUGGUUGAAUUGAUGAUGAAACUAUCAGAAGUUCCUUUUUUUAACCUGAGGGCACGUUGAAAUGUAUGUGGCUGAGUACAUAGGCACAGUAACAUGUAGAUUGGUGACAAAUGCUGGGACACCACAAGCCACCAGAACUGCUUCAGUGGGCCAUUGGCAUUAUUAAGUCUCUGAAGUCCACUGGAGGGAUUGAACACCGUUCUUCUAAAAGAUAUUUCCUCAUUGUGUUUUGAUGAUGGUUGUGGAGAGCACUGUCUAACAUUUGUGUUCAGUCAAGUUGAGACCUGUUGACUGCAAUGGCCAUAGCAUGUGAUUCACUUCAUUUUCAUACUCAUCAAACCAUUCAGUGACCUCUUCAGAUGACCAUUCCCAUCAGGAUAGAAAUGUUUGAUCACAGGAUGAAGGUGAUCACUCAGAAUAACUUUGUAUUGAUUUGCAAUGAUCUUUCCCUCUAAGGGGACAAGUGGCCCCAAACCAUGCCAGCAAAAUGCCCCCCCACAGCAUAACAGAGCCAAUGGAGUCCCUCCCAGUAGGGGUCAAGCAUUCAGGCCUGUACAGUUCUCUCGGUGUACACCACGUGUGCUCACUCAGUUGUUGAGAAAGUGGUGAGCAAUGACUCAUUUGUCUAUCACCUAUUUCCACAUUUCUGUAGACCAGUGCCUGUGGUCUUUGCACCACUGAACUCUUAAAUGUGCAUUCAUCUUUGUAAUGAGGGGUUUUCGCCCUGUAACCUUAGUAUAAUAUCCCUCUGUGUGUAACUGUCAACGGACUGUGUCCUGCUGAUAUGGUCUGAUCACGUCCUGCACUGACAUUCUCAUCAACAUCUGAGGAAGAGCUGCACUUCUGUUUUUCCUUACAUGUCACACUAAUGCUCAAGUAUCACAGUCGUCAGAUGUUUGCUGUCAACCACAAUUUCAGAGCCUAUUUACUGAUGUCUUUCUCAUGGAUCUAAAAGCAGAUGUCAGUGUAGACACUGUUCCUAUUGAAACAGCAGCCAGCUGAACUGACCUUGUGACUGAAGUGCCAUCUGUGACCUAACAAUGAACCUUCUUUUAAAUUCACUUAAAUCUUUUCCUCUUGCUAUUUUUAUACAAAAUCCGAAUCAACUGGGCCUGCUCAGCAUUUUUAUACAUGCCAUAGAGCAUUAUGGGCUGUAAUUGUUCAAUGCAGUGCCUCUGAGAAGAAGCAUCUACAUUCAUUAUGUUUCUCCACUCAUUUAUUAUUUUAUUUUAACUUGUGAAGAAAAGAGGAAUAAUGUGUGUUCUUCUUCUCUCUUUUUUGCUCUGACCACACAAGAAAAUAAGUCUCAGAAUUAUACUUUACGUAUAGAAAAAUAUAGCUACUACAGAUAUUGCCGACGCCAAUGUAUUAACUUCUUCUUAUUUUUUAGGGAAGUAAAAUGAAACUACUUCAUCUAUUUUGUAAUUUGAAUUUAUGGGAAAUAGAGCGAGAAUGUGUUGUGUUUGUUACUACUCAGGAAAGAAAGGUUAUGCCAAAGUCCAACAGCCCCUUAAUGUUUUUUAUUGAUACAGGAUAUAUAAUGGGAAUGGACUCACUAACAAAGUACAAACCAGUGGGUUUCAGUCAGGGGGAGGAAGGCAGCUAUAUAUAGCGUAAUGGAGGAGGUGAAUGCACAGAAAUAAAAAAAAAAAGUAGGAAGUAAACGCAGUGAAGCUCGGCUGGCAGUUAUUGUUAGACGUAUAAAAUAUGACAUAAAAAACAUUUGGUGAAAACUUUUUUUUCUAUUAUAUUGAAAUAUUGUUGUUCUUGUUGUUUAGCUGCAACAUUUCUGGGUAAUAAAUGUGUUUAAAAAUGACCGUGGAGUAAGACAUUCAGUCUUUAGCCACAUCCUGAAAAACAGCUGCAGAUAGCUCAACCACAUGACACAUGAUCUACAGUCACCGUACUGCUAAACGCCGACAUUCAGCUUUGUCAGGAACCUGGAAGAGUUUAAAAAAAGACUGUUUUAAAGUUUGUACUAUAUAUGGAAGAGAUAAUCACACACCUGUAUGAGCCACUGUUAGUCACUUUAAAGAUGUUAAGUGGUAAAUGGUUAAAGGAUUACAGAAUUUGUGUUUUCCAAAAUAAACCACAGUUCUACCAACUUGCUGUGCAAUUUGUGUUUUUGUAACCAGUGUGGGCAGUGAAGAAUUUCCCUCUUUUCUCUUUCAGCACGUUAAUCACAAUAGUGUAAUAGUCUGUUUGUGCCCUUAAAAGUUGCUUUUGAUGUUUGUAAAAAUGUGUUUUGCUGCACAUUUUAUAAAAAAGCAACUUAGCACAGAGGUUUAUUGAUUAGGUUGUAUUAUCUGUUCAUUAGCACCAACCACAGUCACAAGCUGUGGAUCUAUUUGCUUUCACUGCACCACAAACCUCUGAAACAUUUCCACUGAGAAAAGGUUCUUCAUAAUUGCAAUUACCUCACUUCUGUACCAUACAUACAUAAUAAUAUGGGCUAGAGGAUUGUAAAGUAGUAAUUCAGCCUCUGGCUUCUGACAAAUGUUUUCACACUAACCUUUAUAUCUUCUGACAUUGCUUUUCUUUGCAUCCAGUUUAACAACUGAACUUUACAUUUAUGCUGAAUUUGAAACAAGAAGUACUGAAUCAAAAAAUCAUUUAGUUUGCUGACAAAUUCUUUAAACUUUAAAUUAGAAGUCACCUGAAAGAUACAUUCGAUCAAAGACUUACAUGACCAGGAUUGAAGAACUGGCACCAUUCAAAAGUCUGGUUUUAUAGUUUAAUGGCUUUGGCAUGGCAAGGUAACAUCACAUGAAAGUGUCACGACAACGCAAAAAAAAAAAAAAAAUCAUCUGCUUUUUAUGAGGAAAAAAAUUAAUGUUUGAUUGUGGUUCAACCAAAUCUAUCAAGAGUUCAUAUGCAACAGCUUAAUUUAUCUGGGUUUACUGUGUCAUGCACAAAUAACAAGGUUAACAGUUGAAACAAUACUCAACAAGUUGUUACCCAUACAGAUAUUAUGUUGAACAGGCUGUCUUAUCAGAUGGCAAAAGGAUACUGGAUUGUUGGAGCAGGUUUAUUACACUUCUCCAGUGUUGUCAAUUAUUUGCUCAGUAGAUUAUGUCAGUCAGAAGUUCAACUGUGUUUCAACAAGAGGGUUCAACUAAGAAGGGAUCUGAGAUGGUUGUUUAAGGACACUACAACUAUCCUGGACCAUAAACACCAAUUUUAUGGCUUUGUGAAUCAGCUGAAUAGUAGUCCAAUGCUGUCAACCUUUAACCUCAAACUAUCAAACCAAAUCAAACAUGCAACCUCUGUCUUUAAUUAAAGCCAUGUGUUAACAUAACUUAAAAAAAAGUAAUUGAAUGUGUACAUUUACACACACAUGAACACACACACACACACACACACACACACACAUUCAUACAUAUAUGUAUGUAUGCAUGCAUGCAUUGCAAGAAUUUGCAAAACAUUUGCAGCUAAAGUAGUAUGCAACAGAGAGGAACUGAAAUAAACAGAACUAAAGUUCACCAAACUAAUUUAGAAUAUUUAGUGCAACCAGCCUAAGUCACGCUGUCUUUCAUGUGAAUAUACUUGUAGAGUUCAGAGUUUAGGAGGGUGUAACUGAACAGAGAAAACCAACUGUGAAUUGAGGGUUUGACCCGCCUGACCAGGUCCACACCCACACCAAAAGACUGCUGGCAGAGGAUCAUAUUUAGCUUUGACCUGCAUCCAUUUACAGCUUUGACACUAUACAAGUUGUUGUCUCCAGAACAAGCUUUGUACAUCCUCCUGUAACCUAAGAGUCAAUAAGUCAAUUUCAUUCCAAAAUAUUUUAAAACUUAAAAUCUCUUGUGCAUUACCAUCUAAGUCUGACUGACUUCAAGAGGUUAAAAUGUGGUACUGAGCUGUUUUAUGUGACUAAAGCACUGCUUUCAGACAGAGAGUUAUGCUGAAGAGAAUGUAGUGAUCAACCUCUGCACAUUCAUGGUUCAAAGUUUUUCAUUUGUCACAUGUUCAAACAAUAAAACCUGUGAAUCUUGAAUCUUGCAGAGGAGUUACUGGUAGCUUAAGGAAAUUCUCCUGUAUGAGCAUAUAUCCUGCUAGUGAAUGUGCUCUGCAUUUUACUGUCUAUCCCUUGUUCAACUGCACAAUGCAACUAUUAAAAGUGGCUAUAAAUUACACAUUGAUCUACUUGAUCAAGUCCUCAGUUGCAUGCAGUUCAAUUUAACUGAUAGUUUGCUCUGAACUGAUUUUCUACUAAUCCCAAAUAAUUUGCAUAAUGUAAAUAACCACAGUGUUUCUCCUCCAAACUUUAAAGUUGGAGCAUAAAUAAACCAAAAUCUGAGUUAUUAAAGUUGAGUGUUGCUACGGUUGACAAACUCUGAUAUCUCUAUUUAUGCUCUGUCACGCACAUUCUAAACUGGAAGCCACAAAGGCAAAGGAAACACAUUGAACUAAAUAUAGCAAACGUAACUUGAUGGUGGUGUGAUACACACAUCUUGUGCCCUCAGAAUCUGACAAGUUGUUAAGUCCAUUUCCUCUCGAACAACACAUAGUAUACAUCCAACAACUUGAGUUUACUCGGUUUAGUAAGAAGUGACUAUAAGUGUUACCAUUUCAAAUUUCAGAGGCAACUGCAUAUAUUGUAGUUACAGGCAAUUCUGAGAUGUAAUUAAAUUGGUUAUUAAAAAUUGUAUGUUAUUUAUGUCUGCAUCUAUCAAAACACAAACAUGAACUAACUUUUAGUCUAAUUCUGACUUUAUGUAACAUGAUUCAAAUUACACAAUCCACUCAAAAUUAUCAUUGCAUUAAAGGGAUAUCAGAUUUAACUCGUCUUACAAAUGGUUUGAACACCCUGUAACCAGGUUUCUUAAAUAUCACACCAUGUAACUAUUUUGUAAGACCGAGCUCAAGCCUAAGAAAAAGCAGAAGUGCUUACACCAUGGAAACAAGUACUUGCUUACAAUGAAUUUCCCGAGAGACAAGACAUUUCUAUACAAAUGAAUCUCUAGCCUAGAGAGGAAGAUGGUGGAGUUUGACAUUAACUCCCACACACACGCACACGCACACGCACACGCACACACACACACACACGCACACACACACACUCAUACACCAAACCCAUGAAUAAAUCUAUUUUUGCAAUGCACACUGUACCUGAGUUUAUUUUAUACACUCUGACCCUCAACUAACCCCUGCUUAUUUGUUUAAUUAACACAAUUUCAUUUAAGUUAGUGAUAACUUUUUUACUUUGACGUUAAGUUAAAAGUUGCCAUUUGAGAUCAGCAGACCAGCAUAAAAGUACUGGUGACACUUAUUCAGAGGACCAUAGAUUACUGCAGGGUACUAAAGCUAGACUGACUGCAAUGACAUUGCUAUCCUUAGAAUUUGGAUCAUCUUUGUGGCAAAUUUACAGUUAAGUGACACUGCUGCUUAUAAAUUAAAGGAAAAUUAAAAACAAAAAUGUGCUGUUAAGAUAGACAAAUCUUUUUUUUUUUUUUUUUUUUUUUUUUUUUUUGCAAGAAAAUGUUAAAUAA